GCUUCUUCUUCUUCACUUCAUCAUCUUCACCCACCACCCCUAUCAGACACUCCCGAAACUACCCCCAUCCGUCUCAUCUGCUUCGGCGCCAAUACAUUAUCGAAAUGGCCACUCUCGUGAAGAACAUCAAGGCUCUGACGCCCCUCCUCGACCGCGUCCUCGUGCAGCGCGUCAAGGCCGAGACGAAGACUGCUGGGGGCAUCUUCCUCCCCGAAACAGCUGUGAAGGAGCUCAACGAGGCCAAGGUGUUGGCUGUAGGACCGGGUGCCUUCGACAAGGACGGCAAGAGGUUACCAAUGGGCGUGAAGUCUGGGGACAGGGUGUUGAUUCCACAGUUCGGUGGCAGCCCCAUCAAGGUUGGAGAGGAUGAGUACUCAAUCUUCCGAGACCACGACAUUCUUGCCAAGAUCAACGAAUAGACGGCCUUCGAUACCCCCCAAAAUAAAUUUGUACAAAUAGCAUUCUCGGCGCAUGUUGUACAACGUGCUGCAGCGAUGGCCAUCUGCUGCUGUAUUCGAGGCGCUUCGCCACUGUAUCAUCAUUUGUGUAGUUGAAAUAUGUGUGAAUACAUCUCUACUCUUCACCCUAAGCUGCUGACUUUCUCAGACUUGCUGGCAUCCCGAC
This is a messenger RNA of Sphaerulina musiva SO2202, 624 nucleotides long. RefSeq names its product 10 kDa heat shock protein, mitochondrial. The coding region runs from base 105 to 419 and encodes 104 amino acids. Gene Ontology annotation, cellular component: mitochondrial matrix. NCBI's taxonomy places the organism in Eukaryota, Fungi, Ascomycota, Dothideomycetes, Mycosphaerellales, Mycosphaerellaceae. Gene Ontology annotation, molecular function: protein-folding chaperone binding; protein folding chaperone; ATP binding. The transcript has 4 exons. The record is from RefSeq and is a predicted model, not a curated record.